AUGAAGACAUUCCUCAUAUUCGCACUGUUCGCUCUCUUUACAAUUGCCGUUACGGCCAAUUCUCCACUUGAUGAGGACCUCGCACUUCCCGGUGGAUGGCGCAUUGGUCAAGCCACUCUAAUGCAAAACGAUGCGAGUGAUUUAGCCAAACGAGAUUUCGGUGCUCAAAUAACCUGGUACGAUGGCAACGAUCUUAAGAACUCUGCAUGCUACGGGCGCAACGGUUUGAAAGUCUAUAAUGCGAAGCCAAGCGACUUUAUUGGGGCCAUGUCGAUGCGAAAUUUCGAAAUGUGCUACAAGUGCAUCCAAAUCAAGAACGGCAGAUCCAGCGUUAAAACAAUUAUCGUAAAAAUUAUCGACUUAUGCGCUGGAUGUGAUCCAAAGAAAAAGAAUGUCGAUCUUACACCAGGAGCAUUCAGGAAAUUAGCAAACCUGGACGACGGUCGAGUUGAGAUCGUGUGGAGACCUCUUCCCAACUGCCCCAAAACCGGUGCGUGGCCUACGUUCGAAAAUCACUAA
This is a messenger RNA of Paraglomus occultum, 519 nucleotides long. The record is from the annotation of a GenBank genome assembly. NCBI's taxonomy places the organism in Eukaryota, Fungi, Glomeromycota, Glomeromycetes, Paraglomerales, Paraglomeraceae.